Messenger RNA from Lactuca saligna, 1281 nucleotides. The record is from the annotation of a GenBank genome assembly. NCBI's taxonomy places the organism in Eukaryota, Viridiplantae, Streptophyta, Magnoliopsida, Asterales, Asteraceae.
AUAUUAUUCAAAACUUGACAUUACUUUCUUCGGGUUUUUGGACAUUCAAAAAUCAAACUUGUUAUAUACUAAUAUUCUUUGUAUCCCACACUCAAGUGAAAUGACAUGCAUUUAACAUGUAAAUUGCCACAUUUAUAUAAUAGUAAAGACUUGCCAAACAUUUGAUUUCUAUACUAUAUAUACAUAUGCAUAUCUCUCUGUUUCUUUAUCUUUAAUAUUUUUGUUAUAAAUCAAAACCUUUUAACGGAUUCAAGAAAAAUGACUACAAAAGUUAAGGAGAUGCCGGUGGUAAGUAAGAUGUUCUGUUCAUCAACUCAGGCUGUUCUAGUGGUUCGAUCACGGCCUCAUGUUGUCGGUGGUGGUGGCUUUGUUGUCACAGAUUUGGGUAGCCAUGAGGUUGUGUUCAGGGUGGAUGGCUGCGGUGUUCUUGGCAAAAAGGACCAGAUGACUCUCACGGAUGCUUACCAAAACCCUUUACUUCUCAUCCGUCUAAAGGCAGGCAUAGUUGAAGCAUUGAGCCUCCAUCGACAAUGGGGGAGUUACACCCCAGCUUAUGUGGGAUCUCAUCAAAAGUUGCUUUUUACAUUGAAAGAUCCAAAAGGAUGCUUAGCAAACAACAGACCAAUUAGGGUUUCCAUUGAACAGAAGGAUCAAAGCAUCUACUGCAAGAAUUUUCAAGUAAACGGUUACUUCCCCGACAGAGAAUGCAGCAUCGUCGAUUCAGGAGGCAACGACAUUGCUCAGGUAACGGUGAGUAAGGAUAUGAAGGAUGUGAUGGAAAAAAAGGAUGUAUAUCAUGUGGUAGUAAACGCAGGGAUCGAUCAAGCGUUUGUGGUGGGUGUGAUUGCGAUUCUUGAUUACAUUCAUAAUGGAUCGACAAGAUGCUAAGCUCGAUUCGUUGAUUAAAGCGAAUGUAUGAAGACUUGAUUGCUUGCAUAUAAGAAAUUUCAAAUAUUUUGGUGCUGAUUAAUCGAAUACAAGUUACGUAAGAUUGAAGAAAAGAAUUUUGUAAAUGGUGUUUCAUAAGAAUUAAUGUUCUGUUUAUUCAAUGGUUAUAGAAAGUUCCAGUUUGUGUAUAUCCACGUGCCAGAAUGUUUGCGGACGUUAAUCUACAUUAAUAUCUGCAAUAAUGACACGCCUUGGUUACGUUCAAUUUUCGUUUUCCCAGAUUUGUAGAUGUGAUUGAAGUGUCAUGGUUCAUUAAUUUUUCUGUAAACAGCAAGGAACAAGUAGUAUGUUUUGUUAAAUCUGUACGAUUUAAUGUUGUACUUAUUAUAAUUG